Molecule: messenger RNA, 840 nt
Organism: Triticum turgidum subsp. durum (durum wheat)
Lineage: Eukaryota; Viridiplantae; Streptophyta; Magnoliopsida; Poales; Poaceae
Source: the annotation of a GenBank genome assembly
AUGCUGCCGGCUCGUCCCCCUCCUUGUUUCCCACCGUCUCAAGCUUCAAUUUUUGCCACAUCGCCGGUGGUUGAUCUGCGGGCAGGAUUGCGGGCGGCGGCCUGGAGCGGCAGUACGCAAGCUCUGACUCCAUCCCAAGCCAGCCGGCACACCCGUCGAGGAGCUCUGCCAGCCGCUGCCCUAGCGCCCGCGGCCGUCAACGCGUGGUCGGGCGCCGCGUCGAUGUUGUCGCUGCUCGGCGCCGCCGUCGCCGACUCAUGGCUCGGGCGGUACCGCACCAUCGCCGCCUCCUCCGUACUCUACAUCAUGUGGCACAAAGCCGAGCUACCUUGGCGUGCAGAAGAGGCCCCCCACCCUUGCCUUGUGCCCGACAACCAACAACAGCGUGCCGACGUCCGAGAGGAUAAGCAAUUCCAAUCACUACGCUCACCCAUGAAGAAGAAAGGUAAAUUUCAGCAUUCUAGAUUGCUUGCUAGGGGAGCUACCUCUGCUGCUGGGAGACUGGUUGCUGAAAAUGGGACUCUGAAGGCUAUUUGGCCUCACAGUGGCCACGACCGCCCCACAGAGGAGAACUUCCAGGAGUUUAAAAGCUUCCUCAAUGACAACUUGGUUGAUAUCACUGAUGUUAAGAUGAGCCCAGCAGAGGAGGAUGAGGAAUUCUGGGGCAGCCUCAAAAGGAUCGGUUGGGAGAACGACAAAUCUGAAGAUGGCCCUGCUGCACCUGAAGAAACUGGCUCUCUUCAGACAACUCAAGUCGUUCAAACAACAUCUACAGAAACAGAAAAACGCGAGCAACCAGUGGUGGCGCGCGAGAAGAUCCUUCAGAGGAGAUGGUGGUAG